Messenger RNA from Scylla paramamosain (green mud crab), 8372 nucleotides. RefSeq names its product sestrin-2-like. The record is from RefSeq and is a predicted model, not a curated record. Gene Ontology annotation, cellular component: nucleus. NCBI's taxonomy places the organism in Eukaryota, Metazoa, Arthropoda, Malacostraca, Decapoda, Portunidae. Gene Ontology annotation, molecular function: L-leucine binding; oxidoreductase activity, acting on peroxide as acceptor. Gene Ontology annotation, biological process: regulation of response to reactive oxygen species; negative regulation of TORC1 signaling; positive regulation of macroautophagy.
CGCAGUCCCGCACUUCCAACCUCGCUCAGUUGCUCCCUGACUGCUCUGGGGAGUGUACGUCAUUGUUCGUCCGGGUCACCUCGCAGUGUGCCAUUGUUUACACAUAUCGAGGGAAUGAAAACAAAAGACAUACAAGUACCAAGUGUUGCUUAAUUGAAGGCCACCCCUGACACUAAGCCCGGCGCUAUCUAGUGCUUCUGUUGGCACUCCCUUGGCACUGUAUUGGCACUGCUGGUCAUAGGGGUGACGAGUUUAGGUAUUGAUAGUGCUGUAUGAACCUUAAGGGCGCGGCCGACUCCUGCCAGUAUUAUAGGGUGGAAUUUACCAGUCCAAGAGAGAGAGACUUUCCCUCACUUUAAUCCCACUUUCCCCUCUCUCACUCCCUCCCUCUCCCUCUCACUCUCCCUCCCUCCUCCCUCUCACUCUCUCUAGGUCUUCCCUAAUCAUGAAAUAUUUAUGCUGAGUCAUGGCUGCCACGACCCCUCUUGUAGCGAUGGGUCACCUGGGGCUGGCGUGCGGCGGGGACGGCGUGGGACACAUGUUGGCGGAGCACCCCCUGUACCUGGAGUGCUUCUCGCGCCUGCAGUAUGAGCUCCUCUCAGGCGACGGGCCGCUCCCCCUCCACCUGCGUCGCUACAUUGCCAUCAUGGCAGCAUGCAGACACGAGUGCACAUACCUGGUGGAGGAGCAGAAAGCAGCAUUCCUGGGUGGGGGGCCCGAGGAGUGGCUGGAGGGCUUAGAGUACGCCCCUAAGAAAUUAAGAGACCUGCACUCCACUAAUUUGCUCCUUGCCCACCGCCCUUGGAUGUUUGACCACCAGCAUGUGCAGAAACUCCUGAAGAGCAGCUGGUCGGCGAGUGAGCUGACCCACGCUAUCUGCAUCAUGGCUCAGUUCCACGCCCUGUCCUCCUUCAUCAUCGGCACGGGCAUUGAGGCGGCGUCCGGCGAUGCCACCACCCACCCCUCACUAUAUGUACAGGGGUGCACGUCGGGGUCGCCCAGCAGCCAGGAGCUGAGUGAAGGGGGAGUGGACAUUCUGGUGGAGAGGAUGAGGACUCUGUCUGUGGCUCACUCUGACUUUUCCUGCGUGUCAGAGGAGCGCACCAGGAUGAGUUUUGAGAAGCUAAAGAAACAGACAGCCAACAUUUCCACUCCCGACGUGGAGUGUGUGCCAGACAGCCAGGGGCGGUACGAACAUCUCUCGCCCGACAGGGACUACAUGUACACAGACUUCAGCAAGAGGGGGGAGAAGACUGCUGUGCCCACGCUGAAGUCGCAGGACUGUUCAUGGGAGGACCACGGCUUCUCCCUGCUCAGUGAAUUGUACAGCCAAGUAGCAGACCUCUUAGACGACAAGUUCAAAACAGCGUACAGCCUCACCUACUUCACCUGUGGCCACGAGACUCACAUAGACACCUUCCCCUUCAGGCGUGGUGUUUGGAACUACCUCCAUUGCCUCUAUGGGAUCAGGCACGACGACUACGACUACAGCCAGAUCAACCAGCUGCUGGAGAGGAACCUGAAGCUGUUCCUGAAGACUGUGGCCUGCUACCCGGAGAAGCUGAGCUGUACUGAGCCCAACCUCUCCCUCAUGAAGGGCUUCCAGCAGAGCGAAAAGGUGCAUGUUAUGAUCUUGGUUCUGGAGGCUCGUCUGCAGGCUGAGCUCCUCCAUGCCCUCAGAUCUUUAGGCCACUGCUUCAUGUAGGCGCUGUAGGAGCCGUCACGCAGCCCCACCACAGCUCUGUGCAGCCUGAUCAAGUUACCAUUAGUGUUGCUACAGCUCCUCUUGGCCUGGUGAAGCUCCACACACCGACACAGCUACACACAGUUGGUGGAGGUUUUAUCAUGUUACUGGAAGCCUAUGCAGUCUGUUUUAAGCCACACAGAUUCUUAUUACAGCCCAGUAUAGCCUGUUUAAAGCUCUCAUAUAUUAUUACAACUCUAUGCAGCCUGUUUAAGCCCUUACAAUCUUAUUACAGCUCAGUACAGCCUGUUUACUAUUAUUACAUGCCCCUACAUUCUCUAAUAACCCCUAUGUAAUCUUCUGUAGCCCUUUACACUCUUAAUACAGCCCAUUACAGUGUGUUUAAGGUUACCACUAUUACUACAUGCCCUUUGCAGUUUGUUCAAGCCCCUACAUUCUCUCUUAAGCCCAAUAAUCUGCCAUACCCCUAUGCAUUCUUGUUACAUCUUAGUACAGUCUGUUCAAACCCUCCUACAUUCUUACCACGCCCCUGUACAAAGUGAUGAAGCCUUCCGUAUCAUCACACCCCUAUGCAGUUUGUUCUGUAGCUCCCAAACUAUCCUUGAAAAUAAGAGGUGUACAUUCUGACACAAUGGACGAUAUUAUUUGAUGCAUUUGGUGAUCGUGGUGGCAACAGUUGGCAGCCCUGCACACUAGGGAGACAGAUCAACAUAUCAGCAUAACGUCAAGCCACGCAUACCAACCUUACCAAUGCUACACAUGAUCAGGUAGCAGGUUUUAUAUUGUUCGUCAUGCCACAGUUCACACCACACUUUAAAGACAGUUUUGGGAGGUGCUGUACAAUCCCCAUGCACUGUUUGACCCUCACUUGUUCUGCUAUACACCACACAAACAUCGAUGAAGCUCAGAGGCACAAUUAUCUGCCGUAAACCUAAGUCACUCAUGAGAUUGCCAUAUAUAUAGUAGAUAACUAAGUAUUAUGGAAAAGAUAUGGUUAGUUUGAAGUGUAAGGAUGAAUGUUUCUGUGUAUUCUAUUAUUUUCAUUUAUUUAUUAACUUUAUUGACUUCAUAGCAAAGAAAAGAGUAAUGUUUUGGGAUAGCUAAGACAAGUGUGAAUUUUAAAAGUGUAUGAAAAAAAGGGGAAUUUGUGAAGAUACUACUGUUUUCUUGGCACUGCUGUUGUGUGAGGGGUGAAGGAUUGGCAGGGACAUGAAAAGUGUAGACAAUAGACAGACAGAUGUGUGGUGGGAUUUGUAGCUUGGCAGGUGUGUCUGGGUGCAAAUCUGUAGCCAAGCAGAUGUGUGAUGCUGCAAAUGACAGAUAAGUAGGUGUGUGAUGUGAUUUGCAGCUUAUGAGAUGUGUCAAGAUGCAAAUUAUGAUCAAAUAAGUGUGUGCAGAUGCAUUUAUGAUUGGGCAGGUGUGUGAAAGUGCAAAUUUGUCACUAGAUAUGUAUAGUACAACAAAUGAUGGAUAAACAGGUGUCUGAUGUGAUUACAGUUCAACAGAUGUGCCAAGAUCCAAUUUAUGAUUAUACAGGUGUGUGUUUAGAUGCAUUUGUGGUCAUGCAGGUGUGUGAAGGUGAUUUACCAUGCAGUUUGGUAGGUAUAUAUGCAUGCAUGUACGAGUAUGUACUUGUGUAUGUGUAGGUGCAGAAAACACACUUAACUCCACACUGGUGCUGCUGAGUGGAAGAAAGAUGGAAGAAAAUGGAAGAAAGGGUCUUAAGGAGCUGUAGUCUUUUGUACAUAACUCAGUCUUGUUUAGUUUUUACUCUACCCAUUUGUUUGUUUACGUUUUGUCUCAAGAUGGCAGAAGGGGAGGAGGCGAGAUGUGUAGACAGUGUUUGGUGUGAUGUGGAAGAACAGGAUAAAGGAUUGUAGUAUGGAGGGUUAAAGAUCAGGAUACUGCAAGGAUAUAGAGUGUUGGAUCAGGCAUGGGUACCGAAAUAAGGUGUUGGAGUGAAGGAUAGAAGGUUGAAACAUUGCAAGGAAGGAGUGUUAAGUAGAAGGAACUGCAGGAGGGUUAAAGAUUAGGAUACUGCAAGGAUAUAGAGUGUUGGAUCAAGCAUGGGUAAUGAAAUAAAGUGUUGGGGUGCUUGAAAAGAGUAAAAUAAACGAUAGAAUGCAGGAAUAUUACAAGGAAGGAGUGCUAAGGAGAAAGAAAUACAGGAUAGAGGGUUGGAAUGCUUAAGAGAAGGGCAUGAAGGACUUAAGUUAGGAUAUAAAGUGUUGGAUCAAAUAUAUGAGUUAGGAUACUCGUAUUGGAAGAAUAAAGCAUUGGAGUGUUUUAAAGAGUAUUAUGAAGAAUAGGAGGCUGGAUGUUGCAAGGAAAGAGUAUCAGAUUGCUUAGAAGAGAAGUAUAUGGCAUCUAAGACUACAUAUUGCAAGGGUUAUAGAGUGUUGGAUUGGUAUAGGAGUUAGGACAUUGGAAGGAUAAAGUAUUGGAGUGCUUUAAAGAGUAUUAUGAAGAAUAGAAGGCUGGAUGUUGCAGGGAAAGAGUAUGAAAGAGUGUUAGAUUGUUUAUAAGUGAUAUGUGCUGAGGAUACACCAGAACACACUCAGAACUUACAAAUGAAGUGUUUGUAAGAGAAUGACUGGUGAAAGAAAGGAUUGAUUAUGAUAAGGAGAGGAAGGAUACAGUAAUUAAUGGUUAGAUGUCUAUUUUUAAACCCUAUAACUGGACUUCAAAAUAGCAACACACCAGAACACACUCACUUUUAAAUAUGAUGGUGAUAGAAAGAGUAGAAAGGAUUGAUAGUGAUGAAGAGAGGGACAAAACAGGGAUAAAUAGUAAGAUGUCUACUUUGAAACCCUCUUGUUGGGAUUUCAAAGUAACAAAACACCAGAACAUGUAAAUAUAAUGCUUGUAAGUGUGUCUGGUGGUAGAAAGAACUGAUAGCGAUAAAGAGAGACAAAACAGGGAUUAAUGGCAAGACCUCUACUGGGAUUUCAAAGUAACAACACACCAAAACACACUCAUAACUUGUAAAUAAGAUGCUUUUAACUUAAGAUUCACCUGUGUUAUCUGUGGCUUGAGAUAAUUACAGGCCAGAACAGGUAAAUUAUUUUUGUGCUUGUGAGGGAGUUGGUGGCUGUGUCUUUUACUGGGCCAUCGUCUCGUAGUGCUUGUGACAGCUUGUGAGAGUCAAAAUUAUAUGUAGCUAGUAAGGAAAUGUUUUUUAUAUUGCUAGUGAUAGAGAUGAGAUUCUAUAGCUGGCUGUCUGUUUGUGUGUGUGUGUGUGUGUGUGUGUGUGUGUGUGUGUGUGUGUGUGUGUGUGUGUGUGUGUAUACUUUUGAAGCAACAGAAGUAUAAGUUUAUAUUUUGCCCUCUUGUAAAAUUGUGCAGCUUGUUUGUAUGAGUGUGUGUGUGUGUGUGUGUGUGUGUGUGUGUGUGUGUGUGUGUGUGUGUGUGUGUGUGUGCGUGAACAGUACGAUAAUUUAAAGAGAGAGGUAUGAUGUUUUCUUAUCUCCCACACAAUUUAUGAAUAGAGUGUAUAAUAAUUUAAAAUAUUUCUUGUUUAUCAGAUUGUACAGUGUAUGAGAAAAUAUGUACAAUAAUUUACAGAACCACUUUGAUAAAUGUGUGCAUAUGAUGUACAAUGAGAGGCAUAUGAUUGUUUAUGUGUGAGAACAUGUACAAUGAUUAACAGAAAGGUAUGACUUCCUUACCCAUUCAAUAAAUAUGUGCAUAUAAUGUACAGUAAUCACAGGAGAGGUAUGAUAGUUAACACGAUAUAUAAUGUACAAUAAUUUCAAGCGAGGUAUGACAUUCUCGUCGUCCCACGUGGAAACUGUACAGCUUUUGUAUACGUGUAUGCAUGUAUGUACGUAUGUAUGUAUGUAUGUGAUAUGUACAAUAAUUUCAAGUGAGGUACAACAUUUAAAUCAUCCCUUGUGGAAACUUUAUGCGUGUACGUACGUGUGUGUGUAGACUGCCAGCGAUGUGCAUUGACGCGUACUGUGUAUGCAGCGAGUGGCGAUGGUGAUGAUAGUACCCAUAUAUAUAUUUUUCAUACUUUGCCACAUUCAUUGUAGUGCAGGAUGGGUGUUGGUCAUGUGUCACUGUGCUGAGGGGCGGCUGGAGGCAGGCGGGGUGAGGCAGGGCUGAGGGAGGGAUGGGUGGAGUGUGUGUGUGUGUGUGUGUGUGUGUGUGUGUGUGUGUGUGUGUGUGUCGUCAUAUUUAUCGUAUAUCACCAUUAAGAAAUAACAUUAACCAUUAACCAAUAUAAUGUUAAUGACUUCUUGUGUAUCCAUAAAAGUAAACAAACUGACCAAGAUAAUAACAUAAAUAAUGAUGAUAAUAAUGAUAAGUUCAUUUAUAUCACAUUAAGAUUAGACCAUUAACCAAAACAACAACAACAAUAAAAAUAAUAACAACAUCAAUAAUAAUAACUCUUCAUAUCAUAACAUCCUCAUGAUAACAAUAACAACUAAUAACACCAUAUAAAACAACAAUAACAACAAUAACAAUAACAACCGCUUACCUGUCAUUAAUGAGGAAACACACACCAUUUUGCCCACCCCUUCCCCCCACAACAAGCCAUGCCUCCCUCCAGCUGAAUCUCGUAAAGGCAGUGUGUGUGUGUGUGUGUGUGUGUGUGUGUGUGUGUGUGUGUGUGUGUGUUACCAGUGUUACUAUACUUGUUACAAUGACUAGCUAUAUUUAAUUGGUCAUUUUGGAGUGUUGUCGUUUGUACAGAUAAUGCUAAUGUACCUGCUGUGUGUGUGUGUGUGUGUGUGUGUGUGUGUGUGUGUGUGUGUGGUGUGUGUGUGUGUGUGUGUGUGUGUGUGUUGUCAUUGUUUAUGUUGGAAAAGCUUUUGUAUAUUUUAUAAGGUUAUUAAUUGAUUAUGUGUACUUUCUAUCAUGUUUGGCUCAGUGUGUGUGUGUGUGUGUGUGUGUGUGUGUGUGUGUGUGUGUGUGUGUGUGUGUGUGUGUGUGUGUGUGUGUGUGUGUUGUCAUUGUUUAUGUUGGAAAAGCUUUUGUAUAUUUUAUAAGGUUAUUAAUUGAUUAUGUGUACUUUCUAUCAUGUUUGGCUCAGUGUGUGUGUGUGUGUGUGUGUGUGUGUGUGUGUGUGUGUGUGUGUGUGUGUGUGUGUGUGUGUGUGUGUGUGUGUGUGUGCAUAUAAUAAUCCAUCCUUAUUCUCUCUUACACACACACACACACACACACACACACACACACACACACACACACACACACACACACACACACACACACACACACACACACACACACACACACACAGGUAUGCCAGCCUUCUCUCUUGUUGCCUGUGUUAAUUGAAGGAUUACCUGGAUAAUUAACCUGCAUAUACUACCUACAUAAUUAUAUUACACAGAUUACAUGUAGAUUAUUAUUAUUAUUAUUAUUAUUAUUAUUAUUUUUAUUUUUAUUAUUAUUAUUAUUAUUAUUAUUAUUAUUUUUAUUAUUAUUAUUAUUAUUAUUAUUAUUAUUAUUAUUAUUAUUAUUAUUAUUAUUAUUAUUAUUAUCAUAAGCAAGAUUAAUUUCCUUGAUUUUUUUCUAUAAAUUUAAUCCUUGUUAUUAUUUUUUGUGUUUAUCAAAUACAAUAAUAAGUAAAGAUUAAAUUCAUAGAAACACAUUGCUAAAAAGUUUCUUUAUAUUGUUUUUUAUUUAUUUAUUUUUUAUUUUGGGGGGUUAUGUAAUUGUAAAAGAAUUAAGUUAGAUUGCUUAUUUUAUUUAUUUAUUUUUUAUCAGUUUAUUUAUUUUUGUUUUUUAUUUUUUCAUUUUAUAUUUUCUACUUAUUAUUUUGUUUCAGUUUAUAUUUAUUAGAUUUCGUACAUUUGCUCAAACUGAUUCUUUGAGUCGUAAAUACUUCCUCGCUCUCACUCACUCACUCACUCACUCACUCACUCACUCAUAUCUAAUUCAUCAUCUUAUAUGCUAUGUUAAGUAUUAAUCUCUCUCUCUCUCUCUCUCUCUCUCUCUCUCUCUCUCUCUCUCUCUCUCUCUCUCUCUCUCUCUCUCUCUCUCUCUCUCUCUCUCUCUCUCUCUCUCUCUCUCUCUCUCUCUCUCUCUCUCAUACUACAAAGAAAAGUGAGAUUUGUAUAUAUGUGUGUGUGUGUGCGUGUGUGUGUGUGUGUGUGUGUGUGUGUGUGUGUGUGUGUGUGCGUGCAAACUUUCAUAAAUUACUUAGUUGUGAAUGAUUUUUUUUUUUUUAUCUAACUCAAAAAAAUUUAAUUAUAUUUUCUUCCAUUAUUCAUUCUCAUCAUUCAUCUUAAUUUUGAUCGGCUUAAUACAUCAUUAAUAUUUUGCCGUGAUACAUGUUUUGUUUUUGUUUUUGUAUAAUUUUGUUUGUUCCAAGAGGCAUUCUCUCUCUCUCUCUCGUCUCUCUCUCUCUCUCUCUCUCUCUCUCUCUCUCUCUCUCUCUCUCUCUCUCUCUCUCUCUCUCUCUCUCUGGACAGUGUAGUUUUUGUAAAUAUGUGUGUAUGUGUGUGUGUGUGAGUGAGUGAGUGACUGUUUGAAUGACUGACUGGCUCUGAGUUGCCUGAAUUCUAUUAUUAUUAUUAUUAUUAUUAAGUCAGUUUUACAUUUAAGUCACUUCCGUCGUUUGCUCAUAGUAUUAAAAGAAAGGAAGGAAGGAUGAAAUUAUGUACAGUUUUAAGUAUAUGAAAAUUAAUAAUAAAAAAUCCAUCAUGAUAUUCUUGUA